Molecule: messenger RNA, 1488 nt
Organism: Geodia barretti
Lineage: Eukaryota; Metazoa; Porifera; Demospongiae; Tetractinellida; Geodiidae
Source: the annotation of a GenBank genome assembly
GUAUAGCCUGAAUACCCAAUACGUGGGUAGAAGUUUCGGUGCCUCUGCCCUAUAAAAGGAGUCUUUGCUUACGAAAACAUAACCUCCACUCCAAGCCUGCAAAACAGAGCUAUGAAGAAGAUAAUGCUCUCAGCGAAGCUAUCGCUGGUGGUUCUCCUGUCCCUGUGGAGCACCGCCAGCUCCCUGUGCAGACGUUCUGGUGGAACAGACUGCUCCACUUCAAAUGGAGAGUGCUCCUUUCUCUAUGACGAGAGAGACGGUACUCUCAUUUCUCAAAUUGGCUGGCCUCCUGAAAAGUUCAAUAUCAAAUGCAAUGAAGGACACAUUUUGAUCUAUUCCGCUUCUGAUUUUCAACUACAAGAUAAGAUGAACUGUUCAGGGGCCCUACAGCCAGUAUGUGUAGACUGGGUCAACCAUCACAUUGGUGGCUUUGCUCAGAGUCAUAAGUUAUGCGGAAGUGGUGAGGUUGGCCAAUUCCAUUCUGAUGGUGCAAACAGUAUGCUGGUCGAGUUUGUCACCAACCGUAACAGUCAACUUAAAGGGUUUGAAUACCUUGCGUACUGCAUAGCUCCUGGGUUUGACAGCAAUGCCGUCAGAGAAGGGGUGGUUUCUGCCACCCCAGCCCAGCGCCGUGCUGCAGGGCAAUGUACAUCACCUGAUAGUGAUCGGAGAAAACGACAGUCUUACUAUAACCCACCGCCCACUACAGAGCUCAGUGAUACCUUUGUGAUUCUGGAAAUGUCUCAUUACCUUUCAUUCACCUACCUGACCAUCAUUGUUCACCGUGGAGUGUAUGGAGUGACCUCUCACCGUGCAAUAUACCUAACUGUUGUUAACCGCUACUCAAGAACUACUUACCCACUCUGGCGUCCUAUCAAUGAAGAGAUAAAGGGAUUUGGUUAUCUAUGGAUAUCAGGAAGGAGUGCAUACUUUUACCAAAUCGGAGCACAUUCUGUGUUUGAUCCAAGUAGUGAAGAGAAGGUCAUUAUUCAUCGACUGGAGACUGGCCUCAAUCGAGCACUGAGAUAUGCCGAGCAGUACGAUGUCGUUGAUGAGUUAGACAUCCUCCGUCCCAGACCCACAUCGCGACCAGGCUUUGUCGGUCUCCCUGGGACUCGGCCAACAACACCUCCACCUCCACCAACGCUAGCACCAAAAGGAACGCGACCACCCGCAACACUCAGACCAACUGCACCACCAGGUCUACCGGGAACAAGACCACCAAGACCACUAAUACCAUCAGGACCACAAGGACCACCAGGACCACCGGGACAGCGUGGACCACGUGCAGUCACAAAACGUCAAGGAACUCGUCCACCAGAUUCAGAUCUACCAGAUGGAUCUCUUACUGAUGCCCAGCUAGCUCUGAGAUAUGGCAACGCCUGCAACGGUGUCCUACGAGCAAGUGCCUGUGCUUACCAGCAUGUGGUGCUGAGGAGGAACUGCAAUUAACAAAUAUGUGUUCUUGAAACUUUGUUGCAUUGACAA